Messenger RNA from Closterium sp. NIES-65, 948 nucleotides. NCBI's taxonomy places the organism in Eukaryota, Viridiplantae, Streptophyta, Zygnematophyceae, Desmidiales, Closteriaceae. The record is from the annotation of a GenBank genome assembly.
AUGUACCCGAUGUCGGCUAUGUUUUUUAUCAUGACAAAGCCUCCUAACCUACCCCAACUUCGCCUACACCCCUUUGUGUUGCAGCUCUUCACGCACUUUUUUGAGCAGCUGGACACCGCCAUGUACGCAGAGGGCCGCCAAGUCGUCGUGCUGCUCGACAACGCGAGCAGUCACACCCUGACAACCGAGGGCGCAGAAACCGAGGACCUCUUCGGGUUCCGCACGCGAAAGCUCAGUAACGUGCGCCUCGUCUACCUGCCGCCGAACACCACCUGCUUCACGCAGCCACUCGACCAGGGGAUGAUCGCCAUGACGAAGGCGCGCGGCGACCCACAAGUCCAGGCUGGGGGUGACAUUGGCCUGGACGAGGAGUUGAACGACGUAGGCGUCUUAAUCGAUCGUCUCGGCCUCGGGCCGUCCGCGCUGCCUGCGGCAGAGUUCGUCGGAAUUGAUGACAACCAGCCGACGUGCGCCGAGCCGGGCGAGGACCCCCUAGCGCGGGAGCCGGCGUCGGCGCAGACGGCGCAUAUGUGGGAGGCGCCGGCGGCGAUGCAAGCGGUGUACGACGAUAACAACCCUACGACGCGCGAAGCUCGUCGCACUGCACGCGCCGCCUGCGAGAUGCUCAUUGGGUACGCGCGUGCGACGUGCAUCACGCCGAGGGAUUUGUGCGCGCUGUUUGACAUCCGCAACCCCAUGAUCAUCGCGCGGAUGGAGCGCGCAAGCCAGGCACUUAACCUUAACGCUACUCCGCCGCCAGCGCCGACACACGAGGACACCCCGCCGGCAGAGACUCCACGUCGCCGCGGUCGCCUUCUGCCGGCAUGGAUGACGGUGCCGACCCCUGACUGGGUUGCCCAAUCUGCUCGCCGGCAGGAGCUUAUCGACGCUGGCGCUCCCGCCGUGAUGAGCGGAUAUCUCGCUGCGGCAGAGUGGAUGAGGCUGUGA